AUGGAAGGAGUGUACAUCUGCAGGGCCUGUCGCACACGCUUAUCACUACCUCGCAUCGGCGCACAGUGUGCUCUAUCAACGGCAGCCAAUCCAGCUUCCAACAGCACCACCGCGCAAGGCAAAAUACCACUAAGCUCCCUCACACCGUCCGAUCUGUCAUAUUACUGGGAGACCAACAUCCCCAAUGAAUCCCAACUCGCCUACGCAGACAAAUUCUUCGCUCCCUCGCGCCAUUCGCCGGUCAAGCUCUGGUCCGCGAGCAAGUUUCGGACACUGCCUCUCGAGUCGAUUGAGCCCGAGGUAGCGUUCCUGGGGAGGUCCAAUGUUGGGAAGAGCUCCUUGCUCAAUGCGAUAAUGGGGAAAGAGAUGUGUUACACAUCCUCCCACCCGGGGAGAACGAGAGAAAUGAACGCGUUCGGGAUCGGAGGGACAAAAGGCGGAGAGUCGAAAAUUGUCCUGCUGGAUAUGCCGGGCUAUGGUAAAGCAAGUCGACCUGAAUGGGGGAUUGAGAUCAUGAAGUACCUGCAAGGGAGAAAACAGCUGCGACGGGCCUUCUUGCUGAUGGACACCUUGCACGGGCCAAAGGAGAACGACUUGGAUAUCCUUUCGUUAUUCCGUCAAUACGCAAUUCCCCAUCAAGUCAUCCUGUCCAAAGUCGACCGCGUCCUGACGAAGAAGGGCAAGCCUCUCAAAAACGGUGUGGCGGAAUCGAAAAUCCAAGAACUAAGAGAAAUACUGCAUGGCUUAAGGCCGGUAGUCCAGCCCGAUCCCCGACUAGAGGGGCCUGGCGCGCUGGGUGAGAUCCUGACCUGCAGCGCCGAAACUAAGGUCGACAAGACAAAAGUACCCCUAGGUGUCAGUGCGAUCCGUUGGUCGAUUUUGACUGCUGCUGGAUUUGGUGGCAGUGUGGAAACGAAACAGCCGAUCGCACCGUCCCAGGUUGCCUCUACAUACUCCGCGACUGCAGCAUAA
Messenger RNA from Rasamsonia emersonii CBS 393.64, 972 nucleotides. RefSeq names its product GTP binding protein (EngB). Lineage: Eukaryota; Fungi; Ascomycota; Eurotiomycetes; Eurotiales; Trichocomaceae. The transcript has 2 exons. Gene Ontology annotation, molecular function: GTP binding. The record is from RefSeq and is a predicted model, not a curated record. Gene Ontology annotation, cellular component: mitochondrion. The coding region runs from base 1 to 972 and encodes 323 amino acids.